Helianthus annuus (common sunflower) is the source of this 1893-nucleotide messenger RNA. RefSeq names its product protein GRAVITROPIC IN THE LIGHT 1. NCBI's taxonomy places the organism in Eukaryota, Viridiplantae, Streptophyta, Magnoliopsida, Asterales, Asteraceae. Gene Ontology annotation, biological process: response to red or far red light; negative gravitropism. The transcript has 3 exons. The record is from RefSeq and is a predicted model, not a curated record. The coding region runs from base 47 to 1708 and encodes 553 amino acids.
AAUUGCCUUUGCUCUCAAAACAUGUACCGCAUAAUUGAGUAAAAAUAUGUUUCCAAACAUGUUAUGUGGAGCAUGCAAAUCGCAUAAUCGAAGAAAUCUGAAGAUGAACAUGAAAUCUUUGGAACCAAUGUCACAUGUUCGAUUUAAGGACUCCACCUCAUUCAAUUUGGAUCCUGAUAACAUCUUCAUUGGUGACAUUCCAUUGAAACCGAACAAGACCUUCAAUAGAAACAAAGGAGGAAUCAGGAAGAUGACCAACAAAGUUCCCAAUUUCUCCGAUCUCAUCCACCGUGUCACCGCCUCCUGCAUGCUCCACCCACUCGGUUCCGGCACCAACUUCUCCGACAACAAUUCCGACUACCACGACGGAGAGGACAAUUACGAACAACAAGAAGACAAUUACAACACCACCGACAGAAACGAAGAAGAAGAAGAAGACGAGUAUUUACAAUCUCCCGUAGCGGAGGCGGCGGAGGAGCGAGGCGGUUACAGAACAACGAGAGAGACAGAAAUGAUGACGUUGAUCAGCGAAGUGUUUGAAACGGUGUCGUCUAUGAAAAAGGCGUAUGUUAGUCUACAACAAGCGCAUUGUCCUUGGGAUGUUGAAAAGAUUCGGUUAUCCGACGCGGCAGUUGUUGGGGAAAUGAGAAGAUUAGCGGUUUUAAGAGAGAGUUUCCGGCGGAUUUUCAGUGGUGGAUCGGAGGACGCCGGAAGAAACCAGACGGUGUCGGCGGCCAUCCUCCGGGAGGUGGUGGCGCCGUACGAAGCCGCACUAGAGAAAAUGAAUACCGAGAUAAUUAACAAACAAGCCGAAGUUGAUAAUUUACGACAAAAACUGAAGGGGAAUGCCAGGGAAUACCAAACAACAUGUGGUAGAAAAAGUAGUCAUCAAUCAAGAAGAAGAGUAAGCUGCAGUAGCCAGUUUCAACGUCCCUCAGUCUCACUUGAGUCAACAGCUAUUCCUGAAUUGUUUGAAGCAUGUAUGAGCUCCGUUAAAGAAGGUUCCAGAACCUUCUCGUUACUACUUCUAUCGUUAAUGAAAGCUGCACAUUGGGACAUCAAGGCAACUGUUAAAUCCAUCAUAACCACUUCUUCAACCACAAACGUGGCCAUAACAGACUCUGUUAUCGGUCCAAACCAUGCAAAGUACUCGAUCGAAUCGUUUGUAAACCGGAAGUUUUUCCAGGGGUUUGAUCACGAGACGUUUUGUAUAGACGGGUGUCUGUCGUCGAUUCUAAACCCGAACCAGUUUCGAAUGGAGUGUUUCACGCAGUAUUCGGAUAUGAAGUCAAUGGACCCGAUGGAGCUUCUUGGGAUGAUGCCGACGAGUCAGUUUGGAAAGUUUUGUUCGAACAAAUAUCUUUCGAUUGUGCAUCCGAAGAUGGAGGAAUCUUUGUUUGGAGAUUUGGAGCAGCGAAGACAGGUGUUGGCUGGAAACCACCCGAGGAGCCGGUUUUAUGGGGAGUUUUUGAAUGUGGCAAAGGCGGUGUGGCUUCUACAUUUGGUUGCGUUUUCUUUGGAUCCGCUGCCAAGUCAUUUUGAAGGGAGUAGAGGGGCGGAGUUUCACCCCGAGUAUAUGGAGAGUGUGGUGAGGCAUCCCGGAGGGAGGGUGCGGGUGGUUGGGUUUCCGGUGAGUCCAGGGUUUAAGCUUGGGAAUGGAUAUGUGGUGAAAGCUAGGGUGUAUCUUGUUCCUAAGAGUGAAGUGUAAGGAAACAACAAAACCGUACCUGUUAAAUCCCACAAAUAGCAUGAAUGUUAUGUAGCAUGUAAUCUAGAUGCUAUAGAAAUUAAGACUUGUGAAGUUUGAGAAUUGAGGAAAGGAUAUAGAAAUAUUUUGUUGCAUGUAACAAAUAAUAUCCCCUCUUACAUUUAUUAUAUGAUUAUUUAAAUUAG